AGCAUUUUGUAACUAGAAAGCAGAAAUAAAUAGUACCUUUCAGAAAAGAAAAACUCUGUUAGCAAGAACACAGGACUGGUUAUGUGAGAAGAGGCAUCAUUCCUGCAAAAGCCCUAUCCUGUAUGGAGAAGGACAGGGUUAGGAGAAGGCAAAGGCAGGAAGCAAGGACUCUUGCUCUGCCCUGACUUGGCCAGUGGAGGCAGCGAGGAGCUGAAGAUCAUUCCUUCUUUCUUUCCUUCCCUCUCCACAGGCAGCUCUGCAGGGAAGUCUGUGACUGCCUGGCCAGACUUAGGGCUCACGUUCUGGUCAGAGUCAUGGCAUCCCAGUCUCUGCUGCCUGUCCUGGUUCUCUGUGUGCUGCUGCUUCAGGCCCAGGGAGGAUACUAUGACAAGAUGAGGAUGCAGAGAAUCAAGGUCUGUGAGAAGCGACCCAGCAUAGAUCUAUGCAUCCACCACUGUUCAUAUUUCCAAAAGUGUGAAGCAAAUAACAUAUGCUGUUCAGCCUUCUGUGGGAACGUUUGCAUGAGCAUCCUGUGAGUGGGAGAGUGGGCUGGGAUGUGCAUCCUGCUCCCUGAACCCUUCCAUCCGAGACUGUGCCCACAUCCGAAGCGCAACGACAUCAAACCAUUAGCACAAGAACGUCAACAGGAAUGCCACCCUCCCUGCUGUCUGAACUCCCUGUCCCUGUCAAAUAAACCAGAACAAAUGCCCAGG
Molecule: messenger RNA, 713 nt
Organism: Macaca mulatta (Rhesus monkey)
Lineage: Eukaryota; Metazoa; Chordata; Mammalia; Primates; Cercopithecidae
Gene: WFDC10B
Product: WAP four-disulfide core domain 10B
Cellular component (GO): extracellular region
Molecular function (GO): peptidase inhibitor activity
Source: RefSeq, a predicted model, not a curated record